This is a messenger RNA of Macrosteles quadrilineatus (aster leafhopper), 3605 nucleotides long. It is a transcript of the gene Hira, whose product is annotated as protein HIRA homolog. The coding region runs from base 261 to 2966 and encodes 901 amino acids. The transcript is spliced from 19 exons. NCBI's taxonomy places the organism in Eukaryota, Metazoa, Arthropoda, Insecta, Hemiptera, Cicadellidae. Gene Ontology annotation, cellular component: HIR complex; nucleus. Gene Ontology annotation, molecular function: protein binding; nucleosome binding. The record is from RefSeq and is a predicted model, not a curated record. Gene Ontology annotation, biological process: regulation of DNA-templated transcription; chromatin remodeling; DNA-templated transcription.
UUAAGGCCUGUUUGUUUAUUUAUUUACUUACAGUAAAAGGUGGUUUGAGUUUAGACAUUCUAAUGUUAAAAUUAAGAUUAACUUGUAAUAAUAAAAUCAUUGAUUGAUUUUUUUUAAUAGGCUAGGUCUCCGUCUCCUACUCAGUUUGGUUCAGUUUUCAAUUAGGCCUAGGCCUAUAAUGCCAAUUUUAAUUCAGUCAUCAUAGGCUGCUGUUUUAGAAUAGGCCUACAUCAAUAUAAAUUUUACUAACACGUAACAAAAUGAAAGUCCUAAAGCCACACUGGGUGUCUCAUGAUGAUCUGCCAAUCUACUCAAUUGAUAUUCAUCCCGAUGGGUCACGUUUUGCUACUGGAGGACAAGGAGAAGACUCGGGUAGAGUUGUCAUCUGGAACAUGGCUCCGGUGGCAGAUCAAGUCGUGGAGUUGGAUCAAUCUGUUCCUAAGAUGCUUUGUCAGCUGAAUAAUCAUCUAGCCUGUGUGAACUGUGUGCGAUGGAGCUACUCGGGCAAGUAUCUGGCGUCUGGAGGAGACGACAAGAUGAUCAUGGUUUGGGUCAUCAGCAAAUCUGGAGGUGGAUCCGUGUUCGGCAGCAAGGGAGCGGUGAACGUUGAGUCUUGGCGUUGUGUGUCGACACUCAAGCGACACGACGGAGACGUGCUGGACAUUGCGUGGUCGCCUCACGACGUCUGGCUGGCCACAUGCUCCGUGGACAACACAGUCAUAGUGUGGGACGCACACAAACUACCAGAGGUGGUGGCAGUACUGAAGGGUCACACGGGUCUGGUGAAGGGAGUGACGUGGGACCCGGUGGGGAAGUACCUCAGUACACAGUCAGACGACAAGAGUCUGCGUAUCUGGCGCACAGUGGACUGGCAGGAGGAGGCUGUCAUAAACAAGCCAUUCCAAGAGUGCGCGGGAACCACCCUAGUGUUGAGGCUGAGUUGGUCGCCUGAUGGCCAGUAUCUGGUGUCGGCGCACGCCAUGAACGGCUCAGGGCCAACAGCGCAGAUAAUAGAACGUGACGGCUGGCGGCAUGACAUUGACUUUGUGGGACACAGAAAAGCCGUCACAUGCGUUCGUUUCAACUCCAACAUCCUUCAGCGGGAUUUUUCGCGCACAGGCAAGACACAGCACGCGUGUUGUUGUGCGAUCGGCUCGCGCGACAAGGCCAUCUCCGUGUGGGUGACGGCACUCAAGCGACCUCUUGUGGCAAUGCAGAACCUCUUCAGUAGACCAGUGUUGGACCUCAGCUGGAGCACCAGUGGUCUGCAGCUGAUGGCUUGCUCUUUGGACGGUACUGUUGCGUACUUUGAGUUUACCGAGGAAGAGCUCGGACGGCCCCUCACUGUUGAGGAGAAGAAUGCGUUGUAUGAGAAGACGUAUGGAAAGUCGUUUGCCUCCAGUCAACCCACUUCUGCCGGUCUGCUGGAGAACCCGUCAUUGGUGAUGUCCAAGAAAUCCGUCCCCGAGUCCCAGGUAGCUGUGGCUAAGGUUGCCACGACACCAGCCCCUGCACCUGCACCUGCCCCAAUGGCUGAGCCUAUCCUUCCCCCUGUUCCCGUCAAUAAGAAACAGAUUGAGACUCGCACUUCGGACGGAAAACGCCGCAUCACUCCAGUCUUUAUACCUCCUGUCAAAGAUUCUGGUGAGGGUCCAGCUCCGUUCAUGGCCGAGGAGAUUCGGUCAUCCUCUUCACAGGCGACCCAUAGCCGCAUAGAAACUGUCCGUCGGGAUGAAAUUGUCGCCCCCAAUGUUUCCACUCCAGUUGAAGUACAAGAACAGCCAAAAAGGCAACGGUUGAUAGAAGAUGCGCCUAGUGUCCAAAAGCCAGUUGCCCCGUUUAAGCGUAAUUUGGACAAGACACUGACUGCUAUUAGCAAGCGGCCGGCCAAGCUGGCGGGGGCCGGGACAGCUGCAAGCGGGGCCGUGUGUCAGGCGGCACCAGCAGCAGGAGAGUCUCUAACACUGCCUUGUCCUCAACUACGGCCAAUCACACGAUAUUUUAUACCAGGAUCGUCCAAGUGUCUUCUGAUAGAGAACGAGUCUUGUUUGAGUCCAUUUGGACGACUGACACAAGUCAAGCUGAAAAUGGCUGAACGACUGCUGUGGGAAACAGUGCUAGGCAGUGUGGUGUGUGUGUACGCAGCCAACCCCACGCUAGUGGUGCUGGGCUGUGCGGACGGCACAGCUCAUGUGUACGACACAGUGAGUGGCGCCCGUGUGAUCCCUGCUGUGAUGCUAGGCGCUGCCCCGGUGCACGUGGCGCUCUCUGGUGCCAAACUGCUGUGUAUCUCUGGCGCCGGGCUGAUGAGCGUUUGGUGUAUGCAGAAACGCACCAGUCUGGUCAGUGACGUCAGUGUGCGACCUAUCAUGUCUGGUGCAGGUCGCAUCAACCGAUGCUCCGUGACACAGGCAGGUGUACCAACAGUUGUGUUGGACUCAGGACGAGCUUUCAUGUACUCACUUGAGUUUAAGACCUGGAUGAGAAUGGCUGACAAUAAAGAUGCGGCUGUGCUCAACACACAGAAGUCGUUCCAGUCUGCGUGGCAGAGUCUUCCUGACAACGGAACUGUGCCACUACGUACAGCUCAGUCAUACUGUCAUAACAGUUUGGAGCGAAGUCUGAUGCAUCGUCAAGACAACACCGGUGUUUGUACGCAGGGUUAUCUGGAGGAGCAGCUUGUGAUAUGUAGAGCACUAGCGUCCGCCACGGAGUAUCGCUUCUGGCUCACAACCUACGUCCGCUUCCUGUUACAAGACGGCCUGGAAAGUAGGCUGCGACUGAUCUGUGAGACACUGAUGAGAGAGGCCUGUGAGUCUGAUCCCAACUGUCUCUGGAACCCGACCCCUCUGGGAAUUGAUCGAAUGACGUUACUAAGAGAGGUUCUCAACGAGAUGGCUUCCAGUCCGCAAGCACAAAGACUGUACACGGAGUUUAACGAGCAACUUCAGUCUUCCAUUACUUGAACACCUGAUCUCAUUUAUGCAUUACUCGUCUUGUGAUAUCAGUUUAGCUUUAAGCUUGUCAUACUGCCAACAAUGUGUGUGCAACACAAAAUUUAGUAGAUGAAGUAGAAUAAAUACUAUGUGACUUGCACAGUCAACAAUGAAUGAAGUACAAUGUUAAGUUAGGCUUAGUGUAUUUUCUUUGCCAUACCUUUCAGGUAUACAUUAGAUAUUUUUUUAACUGGCUAUUUUCAUCAUGAAAAUUGUGUUUGCUCUGUGAGUAGUGUAUUUUAUCUUGAAAUUAGUGAAUUCAUUUGACCAAUAUCAGUUUCUAAAUCAAUAGUUAGUGGAGCUAUGAAUAUUUCUAUUUUUAUAACGUAUUUACUAUAAUAAUUUUUCUACUCGCUAUUUUAAUCCUGAAACUAGUUUUUUUGCUCUUUGAGUAGUGAAUUAUUUAAAACAAGUGAAGUUUUAUAGUUGCUGACAAACGUGUAUCUCAAACAAUAGAAAGUCAGGAUGUAAGUAAUUUUAUUUUGAUAAUUCAUUGAAUGAAAUUAAAGUAUUUCUGUUACCUAAUAAAAUAAAUAGGAUAUAGUUUUGUAUUUAUUAUACUAAUAAAACUGUCUACCAUCAGUGAUGUGUUAGUUAAUUUAUGUAUGA